Messenger RNA from Tremella mesenterica DSM 1558, 560 nucleotides. RefSeq lists its product as uncharacterized. Gene Ontology annotation, biological process: mRNA splicing, via spliceosome. The record is from RefSeq and is a predicted model, not a curated record. The transcript has 9 exons. Lineage: Eukaryota; Fungi; Basidiomycota; Tremellomycetes; Tremellales; Tremellaceae. Bases 69 to 497 code for a protein of 142 amino acids. Gene Ontology annotation, cellular component: U4/U6 x U5 tri-snRNP complex; U5 snRNP; spliceosomal complex.
CCACCUUUCUCCCUCCCCAUCUGGCCCGCGUUGACUCUACUCCAACCCAUCAGCGACAGCCGCCCAUCAUGUCGUACUUUAUGACUCACCUGCACUCUGGAUGGCAUGUUGAUCAAUCCAUACUAGUGGAAGAAGAUAGAGUAGUUGUCAUUCGUUUCGGACACGACCACGAUUCAGAUUGUAUGGCAAUGGAUGAGACUUUAUAUGGGGUCAGCGAGAAGGUUCAAAAUUUCGCUGUUAUCUAUCUGGUGGAUAUCACAGAAGUACCCGAUUUCAACAAGAUGUACGAAUUGUAUGAUCCUUGUACCGUCAUGUUCUUCUACCGAAACAAACACAUCAUGAUUGAUCUCGGAACCGGUAAUAACAAUAAAAUAAACUGGGCCAUAACGGAGAAACAAGAAAUGAUCGACAUCAUCGAAACCGUGUAUCGGGGAGCAUCAAAGGGGAGAGGUCUGGUCGUUUCUCCCAAAGAUUACUCCACUCGACACAAAUAUUAAUCCAAUUCUCUUUUCUCAUCCAUCUGUAAGCACCAUAAACUAUGCAUAUAUCAUCUUUUCAUG